GGCCAUGUGUGUGUGAGUGUUUAGUUGCAGGCAGGCAGCGUGUGCUGAGGGAGGAGCUAAAGUUUAGCAGCUUGAAAGCGUCCAGCCUCUUCAGUCUGUAGUAGAGGAGGAGGCUCGUCUUCUAACGCACGGAUGAUGGACUUCACUUCUCGGACACGCUAACGGACCCUAAUGUGCUCACGCUUAGGCACACUUUGCGGAUUUAAAGGGGGUUUCGAUCCAUUUUUCGACCGUUUUUUCAACGAUUUUGAAGACUUGAGCGAUCUAAAAUGACUUUUACUAAAUGGCCACUGGUCGGAGCUCGGUGUUGAUCCAUUGAAGAGCACUAUGAGUCGAUGACAACAAGCAGGCCUUAAUCCAGAUUCCUGUUCUCCGUGCUAAGAGUCUACUGCCCGUGUGUAAGGACCACUGGGAGAACAAGAAUCAAGUCAAGGACACGCUCACUCCUCCUCAGCCUGCAGGAAGAUGGGAGUGAGAAAAUAAAGCUCUGUGGAGUCAAGAGGAGCUUAAUGAAUUCCAAGGAACCUUAAAACAAACUGCUCUGCAUUUGUGUGUGUCUGUGUGAGAGGAUCAGGCAACCAUGUGGACAUUAGUUGCGACUGUCCACUGUCUUCUGGCUGCUGCUCUGCUAUUGGCUAGCUGCCUCCAAUCACUGAUGGCCACUGAGGAUGAUGUCACACCGCGUAUCAGUUUCUCCUACAAUGCGAAGGAGAGGUCGGCCAAGAGAUUCUCUGUGGACGGCGUCUUCAAUUACACUUCCUUGCUGCUCAGCCAGGAGGACGACAUGCUCUACGUCGGAGCCAGGGAGGCGCUGUUUGCCCUCAGCCUCUCGGACAUCAGCAAGACCAAACUCCAGAAGAACGGUUUCCUCUUCUUUCAUCUUCAGCUGACGUGGGGCACUCCUGCUGGAAAGAGAGAGGAAUGCAGCUUCAAAGGGAAGAACCUGGAGACUGAUUGCUUCAAUUACAUCAAAAUCCUCCUGCGGCUGAAUAGCACUCAUCUCUAUGUGUGUGGCACUUACGCCUUCAGUCCUAUUUGUGCCUAUAUAAACACUUCAACAUUCACACUGGAGAGAGACGAAGUGGGCGAGGUCGUGAUGGAAGACGGGCGCAGCCGCUGCCCCUUUAAUCCCGAGUACAAAUCCACGGCCAUCAUUGUCGAUGGCGAAUUGUACACGGGUACUGUCAGUAACUUCCAAGGGAACGAGCCGGUUAUUUACAAGAGUUUGGGUCGGGGAACUGCUCUGAAGACGGAAAACUCUUUAAAAUGGCUGCAAGAUCCGGUCUUUGUCGGCUCGGCUUACAUCGAGGAGAGUCAGCCAAUAGGCAACCCCGUGGGAGACGACGACAAGAUUUACUUCUUCUUCAGCGAGGCGGGGAAAGAAUUCGACUUCUUUGACAACACCAUUGUGUCGAGGAUCGCUCGCGUGUGUAAGGGGGAUAAAGGCGGCGAGCGGGUGCUGCAGAAGAAAUGGACGACCUUCCUGAAGGCCCAGCUCCUGUGUUCCCUCCCUGAUGACGGCUUCCCCUUCAACAUCAUCCAGGACAUGUUUGUCCUGAAGCCCAUGGGAGACAGCUGGGAGAGCACCGUCUUCUAUGGCGUCUUCACCUCCCAGUGGUAUAAAGGAGCAUCAGGCAGCUCAGCGGUGUGCGCGUUCACCAUGGCACAGGUGGAAAGAGCCUUCAGUGGGCGUUACCGAGAGGUCAACCGGGAGACACAGCAGUGGUACACCUACAACCACCCAGUGCCAGAGCCACGACCCGGGGCGUGCGUGACCAACCAUGCGAGGCAAAUGGGUAUCCAGUCGUCCUUGCACAUGCCCGAUAAAGUGCUCAACUUUGUCAAGGACCAUUUCCUGAUGGACAGCGUGAUCCGCAGCGCUCCCCUGCUGCUGAAGCGCAGCGUUCGCUACACGCAGAUCGCCGUGCACAAGAUCCAAGGCAUGGAGAGGGCCUACGACGUGCUCUUCAUCGGAACAGAUGACGGAAAGCUCCAUAAGGCCAUCAACGCCAACGAUAAGAUGCACAUCAUCGAGGAGAUGAUUCUGUUCCCCGAGCCUCAGCCCGUGCAGCACAUCGAACUCGAUCCUCAGAGGGGUCUGCUGUUUGUGUCGUCCAACUCUGGGCUGGUGGAGGUUCCUGUGGCCAACUGCUCCAAUUACCUGAGCUGUGGAGAGUGUGUGUUGUCCAGGGACCCUUACUGCGCCUGGACCGGGCGACUGUGUCGGGACGUCAGGAUGGCUCCACCUGACAGUCACUGGCAGCAAGACGUGGAGGAGGCCGAUACAUCAGCAAUUUGUAACCGGACGUUUCCCAGCCCCCGAUCUGCCAAACCAGCAUCUUCUCGUGUCUCCCAAUGCCAGCUCCUCACACUCCCAAUCAACACGUUCAAAGUCCUGCCCUGUAAACGGCGGUCCAACCUGGCACAGAGGAGGUGGCAUUACAGUGACACCGCCAGCCAGUUCCUUUACGCUACUCCAGAGGGAAACCUGGUGGUGGUGGCACAGGCCGACAGGACGGAGACCUACGAGUGCUGGUCAGAGGAGGAGGGUUUUCGUCAGCUGUUGGCCAACUACUGCGUGAGGGCGGAGCCCCGCCACGAAAGCACCACUCUGAUUGGUCACUCGCGCACACCGCACAUUGAGCGAGAGGAGACCAUCAUCCUGCCCGGAGAGUCUCGUUCUCAGCAGGUCCACGCGAAGACGUACUGGAACGAGCUGAUCGUGGUGUGCGCCCUGCUGGCGUUCUCCCUCGUGGUGUUCUCCCUGUUCGUCAUCUACAGGAACCGAGAUCAUAUGAAGUCCAUGCUGAAGCAGGGCGAGUGCCCUAACAUGCAGCAGAAGAAGCCGAGGAUUGUGGGAAAGCCUGCUGAGAGCUUACCCCUAAACGGUAACACCAUCCCCGUGUCCACUUCUGAUCACAAGGGCUACCAGACGUUAAAUGACAACUACAUCUGCAGCACGCCCACCCACGAGUCCUCGCCAGACAACAGCAAGAGCUUCUCCGAGUCCUCCGACAGGCGGCCGCUUAACGUGAAGGAGAGCCACGUGGAAUACUCCCCAACCUGCCCGCGGCCCAGAGUGAGGCUAGGCUCGGAGAUCAAAGACUCUAUCGUAUGAGAGCACAGUAUUCGCUUCAAAGUCGCCACCCUGUAUCUCGCUGAAGGAUGCAGGCCACCGAGCAAAGGAGAGGAGACCCUGACAUCCCUCUACAUCACAGCACAUCCUUUUGUUUUAGUCAUCUUUUGUUCUGUGAUCAGUGCGGAGGUCAUUUCUUUUAACCAUUUCCACUCUGAAGCCAGAGGUUGGUCUGGUGCGCUGCACGGGGCAGGACCAGGAUCAACAGCAUGGCAGCUGCUCAGAAUAGUUCUUACUCUUUGUUUGAGUUCUCAUGGCCACUAAUGUGUGCGAGUGUAGUGCUGGGCGACAUGAGGGAGAGAAAAACCCACAAUAAACAGAAGAGCUUCUUCUGAUAUCAAUAUUUAUCACUGUAUCUCUUUUAAGUACGCAAGAUCCAACAUUAACAUGUUUAGUUGACGUCCAUCACGUAACAAUAACUUAUGAAUACUGAUAUGUUUUGCCCUAUUUGAGCAUGUAUAACUUUCCACAUGCUCUGCAGAAGAUGCGCUUCUGUUAUUAUGCACACUAGAACCAAGCUACAGCUACAUGGUGACCAAGAGUUCAGGGUUAGGACAAUAUAAUCCAUGUAUUGCAUAUUCAUUAGGAUCCACACAUUAUGGAAGCAAUUUAAAAAGCACAUUUGUUUCCUUUUUUUUUUUUUGCUGAAUAAAUGUCAUGACUGUAUGAAAGAUUAUGAAAGAUGAGGCUGACCGGGAGAAGACGCCACACACUGUUGGAACAACAAUUUAAAAGGACUGUAACUGAAAGAAGGAUGAUCAACACAUGUGGUCAUAAGUUACGCUCCAGGGCCUAAAUACUGACAUUUACCUCCUGAAUGUAUGUUGUUGUUGUUGUCGUUGUUGUUGUUGUUGUUGUUGUUGUUCAAAGGUUUCACACAUCACUGCACCGUGGGCAAUGUAGGGAAACCCUGUUGCUCUACAUCUCUGCUCAUUUGAGGCAGCCCUGUUGUUCAGUAUUAACCUGGAGGUACCGCGAUGGACUCGUAGAUCAAAUAAUGGAAAAGAGACCUGACUGAUUGUUACGUCAGUCAAGGCGGACAUUACAAGCACAGAGAGCCAAGGAAAAAAAAAAAAAAAAAAAAGUGGACGUUCACACCUCGACCAUCUUCAGGGCAGCACUGAAAUCAUCAUGUGCACUGUGCCAAAAAGAAACAACAACAACUUGAUUGUCUUAUCUCAAUGCAAUAGUGCCAUUCUGUUAUGACCGCUCCCAUGCUUUGCGUUAGCAUUGAUCACCGGUGAGCACAUGGUGACGGAACCAGACGUGGGUUUCACAACAAACAAACAAAAAAGAAGUGGCACUAUUAAUAAACAAAUGUGAAGUGCACAGUUGGACUUUUCUCUAAGACUGUUAGCUCAGACCGUGUUGGGCAAAGUAUUUGACUUUCAUGUACACUCUGAAGUGGGGCCAAAGGGUAUGGCAUGGAGAUGACUUCAUGUGUCAGUUAUAUUACAAAAGUAUUCCAGUUUUCCUUUAGCUACCCUUAAAGGAGUUCUCUGCCUUCUUAGUAUACACUGAAACAUACAGGUACAACGAGCUUGACGAGCGGCAACAACACAAACUGUUGAUUUAAGCGCUAAUAACUCAAAAUGGAAAAAGUCACAACAAUAAUAACCGUCUGUAGCUGAGAGAUGAUAUGUCAUGUUAUCUUAGUGAUCGUAGUCCAAACUGCAGCUGCACUAUGUAGUGAUGUAGUUGCACAGAGCGCUGUAUUAGCUCAAUAUAACCGCCUCCACCAGGUUACAUUUCUUACAUACAUGGCGUUCCCCACACUCAGUCAGAUGUCAUUGCGACGUUAAUGUGAAAGCACAAGUAAUCAGGGUCUUGAAUACUUACAGGUUUGCACAUGUCAGUAAAAUCAGAGCGUACUCUUAAGAAAUGCAACUACUGAGAGACAUGAGGUGUGGCUGCUGAGGGAAAUUAUUUUUAGAAAUCAGUUAUUACAGGGACCAGUGCAGCCAUUACGAACACAUUGCACCCACAUUGCUUCGACUUUUGAGACUUACCAAGCAGAAUUUCCCAAAGACGUAGGAAGCUGAUGGUGUUGUGUAAAUCUGAAUGGGAAGCAUUUACACGGCCAUAGGGACAAUAUGGCACCACAUGUCUUAGAAUACAUCACCAAUUCACUGUAUUGAGCGAGUACGCCUACAGUAUAUAUUCCAGUAUCAUACAGAAUAAACAUUUUGCUAUCUCCAACACUGAGCAGAUGAUGAAAUGCGAUGUAACUGCGCCAAGUUGACAAAGUAAUUGCACAGCAUACUGCGCAACAGUGGUUAGUGUUUCCUUUUCUUUCCGUUAGUUUUGGUUGUGUAUAUACAGUAUCUGUGCUUAAUAUUGUGUGUUUUUCAAGGGACCUUGUGCAAGAUGUGUUGUAGAGAUAGUCUUGAAACUAGAGAGUGAACACUGCUGAUAUUUUGUUUUCAUAGUGCUUUACUGCCUACUUCAGCAUACAUUUCAAAUCUUGCACAGAAUACUGCACAUGUCUCACCGUGCUGUUAGUUCAGCACCUGGGCUUGGUUUUAUAUCAUCAAGCAUGUCAAAGCAGGAGGGGUAUCUGUUUUUAUGUUCAUGCCAAACUGAAUUAGAGGGGGUAGUUUGAUAUUGCAGGGAAUAUACUUGCUGAGAGAUGGAUGAGAAGAUUGAUACUACUCAUGUGUGCAAGCUAAAUAUGAAGCUACCUUAAGCAGUAGCUUAGCUUAGCAUACAUACUGGAAACGGGGGUAAACUGCUAGCAUGGCUUUGGCCAAAGGUAAAGAAAGUCUGGCAGAUAAUUCCCCGUAAAAUGUGUCAUUUUCACACUGUGGUUUUUGUACGAAGUAAAAACCCAAAAUGUGUUUUCAUUAGUGAACUUGAACUCACGUUUGUAGUCUGUGUGCUAAGCUAAGUGGUUGUUAGCGUCAGACACAAGUGGUAUCUGUUUCCUCAUCUAACUCUUGGCAAGAAGUGUAUUUCCCAAAAGCUCUACUUAUUCCUUUCAUCUUGUUUGCUGAGGCUAACCAAAUAAACAAGGCCAUAACAUUUGCCAACAGAUGCAGAACAAGAAUAAAGCAUUGUUUGCUAAAACAGAUUUUCUAAACCUAUAAAAGGUCUCUUUAUGGAGGCUCAUGCCCUGCUUUCAGAUGCUUGGUGGAUAACCUCACAACAUAUUGUCAAAAUGCCUUUUGAUGUACAGCUGUUCUGCCUUUAGCCAUGUGCCACAUUGUACACUACCCAGCAGUGACCUCACCUACAGAGAUGUGGUGAAUGGCGUGAUUGUAGCCCUCCGUGGGCACACUUAACUCCACAACACGGGUCAACAGUAGAUUUACAGAUUCACCUAAGCCACCAUUAACUCUGCAAACGAUAAGACUGGGAGCUUCUCAAAAGUCUUGUACUGCUCUGCACGUUGUGUCAGAAGUGAUGCCAGUGCACAUUGAAAACAUCUGUCUGAAGAUUUGAGAAUAACACUUCUAGUAAAGCUGAAGUUACAAUACUAGUUGACCUUCAUAGUUAAUAAUGCCAAAAAGGUCAAUACUGUGUCAUAAAUGCAUAUUUAUUAAUGACAUGCUUUUCAUUAAAAAAGCAAAUAAUACCAUGGUGAUUGAUGCUUUAUUUUGAGUGGCUCCUCAAUAAUGCAACAUACUGUACUGGACAUGAAUGUAGCCAACUAUAACAUGUUUUGCAGAACAUCUACAGCGGUCUAUUUUCCUAAAAAGACGGCGUAAGUAGGUAAAGCAUUGCAACAUCUUUUUAGGAUUUAGUUUCAAACAGUCAUACUACAAUGAAACAGCACAAUAGAAGUAAUUAAUCGUUUGUGCUGCACGAUGUAGUACUGCAGUAAUAUGCAAGCACAGCUCCAAAUCCUCCAUAUCGGCUCAGCCAUGAGACACAGCAACAGCUUUGUCUCAGCAUACUGAACACCAUAAGCUUAGUUGACUGAAUAACUAUUAGACAAAUGUGGUCUUGCCUGCAUGAUUUCCUUUUUUAUUUGUUGUGUACAAAUAACAUUGUGAACUGUAUUUUUUGUAUCAUUGAGAUUGUGACUGUUGUUUUUAUUAUAUUGUACAUAAAAAGCACUUUAUUUUAAUUUUUUAAGAUAAAUGAAUAAAAUACAUGUUUUGUCAAA
Cottoperca gobio is the source of this 7244-nucleotide messenger RNA. Its product is annotated as semaphorin-4B-like. Gene Ontology annotation, biological process: semaphorin-plexin signaling pathway; positive regulation of cell migration; neural crest cell migration. Lineage: Eukaryota; Metazoa; Chordata; Actinopteri; Perciformes; Bovichtidae. The record is from RefSeq and is a predicted model, not a curated record. Bases 581 to 3118 code for a protein of 845 amino acids. Gene Ontology annotation, molecular function: chemorepellent activity; semaphorin receptor binding. Gene Ontology annotation, cellular component: plasma membrane. The transcript is spliced from 15 exons.